Molecule: messenger RNA, 1467 nt
Organism: Aspergillus clavatus NRRL 1
Lineage: Eukaryota; Fungi; Ascomycota; Eurotiomycetes; Eurotiales; Aspergillaceae
Product: pyridoxal phosphate-dependent aminotransferase
Exons: 4
Coding region: 1-1467 (488 amino acids)
Biological process (GO): biosynthetic process
Molecular function (GO): pyridoxal phosphate binding
Source: RefSeq, a predicted model, not a curated record
AUGUCGUUCUCCGGACGUCGUCUGAGCAUCCUGCGUCCCUCCAACCGGAGAUUUUCUCUGGGAAAAGAGCUGUCGGAGAACGAACUCGGUUCCGAAACACACCGUCAAUUCCGAAGCGCCCACGAAGGUCACCGUCCCCACGCGGGUCUCGAUGCCUCCCGUGCCUCGACGGGUGUGGUUUGGUGUACUGAGCGCGCCGUAGAGCACGGAUACGCUGAAGACCCUUCAUCCUGGGCGAACCUGGGUCAGGGUGCCCCCGAAGCCGACGAUGAGAUCGAAGGCAGCUUUCCCCGGCCAACCACCAUCCCCAUCACGUCUGCUGCCCGUGAGUACGGUCCCACCGCCGGUAUCAAGCCGCUUCGUGCGGCCGUUGCCAAACUAUACAAUGAGCAUUACCGUCAGGGGAAGGAGAGCCAGUAUACCUGGGAGAAUGUCUGCAUCGUGCCCGGUGGCCGAGCAGGUCUGAUCCGGAUUGCCGCGAUCCUGGGCAAUUCGUACCUGUCCUUCCCUAUCCCUGAUUACUCUGCGUACUCAGAGAUGCUGACGCUGUUUAAGAAUAUCGCUCCCAUUCCCAUCCCCCUCGCUGAAGACGACCACUACCAUAUCCACCCCAAUAAGAUCGCCGAGGAGAUUGCUCGUGGAACUUCCGUCCUUCUGACCUCGAACCCCCGGAAUCCCACGGGACACUUUGUUUCCGAUAAGGAGCUCGCUCAGAUUCAGGACAUCUGCAGAGACCGUGCCACAUUGAUCCUGGACGAGUUCUACGGAGGUUACAACUACACCACCGACUGCGAUGGUUCGACGAUCAGUGGUGCCACCAAUGUCGUUGAUGUCAAUCAAGAUGAUGUUCUUUUGAUCGACGGUCUCACCAAACGUUUCCGUCUUCCUGGCUGGCGUAUCGCCUGGAUUGUGGGACCCAAGGAGUUCGUUGAUGCCCUCGGCUCUGCCGGCUCUUACCUCGAUGGUGGCGCGAACGUGCCCUUCCAGGAGGCCGCCAUUCCAAUGCUCGAACCAUCUCUCGUGCGCCAGGAGAUGAAAGCACUGCAGGUCCACUUCAGAGAAAAGCGAGACUAUGUCCUGAAGCGUCUGCAUGACAUUGGUUUCCGUGUCAAGGAUGUGCCUCAGGCCACCUUCUACAUCUGGCUCGAUCUGACCUCCCUUGAGCCCCCUCUUCCCAAAAAGGCCAAUAUCUCCGACGGGCUGAACUUCUUCAACGCCCUUCUGACCGAGAAGGUCAUUGUGGUGCCUGGUAUCUUCUUCGAUCUGAACCCUGCCAAGAGAAGAGAUCUGUUCGAUAGUCCCUGCCACCACUUUGUUCGUCUGAGUUAUGGUCCCAAGAUGGAUGUCCUCGAGAAGGGUCUGGAUGGCAUCGAGAGAGUGAUCCGUCGUGCUCGAGGAGAACAAGUCCCGCCUCUGGCCAAUGGCAUUGAUCCACAGUGGGAAGACGAAGUUGCCGUGUCGGAUUAG